UAAGGAACCCCCCUCCCUUUCCCCCCGGAAGCGAUCGCGGCUAGGUUAGGCAUUUAACCUAGACAUCUCCAUCGCAACGGCUGGCCUAUUUCUCUUAUCACUAACUUACUUGUCUAUAUCUCUAAUUCUGAUGUCUGUAAUGAAUACCCGAAGCUGUCCACCAGAAUGACGCAGCAUUACGCGUUACACGCCAAGGGCCAUAUCCCGUUCUCACCAGGCGGAUCGCUGCGGGUAUCACGAGGAGUAUCGCGAUCGCAGGCUUGGAAAUUGGCCGUCAGUGUCUUCAUUAGCCUCUUCUUGCUAACCUUCCUGCUCUGCCAGGUAGACGGGGAGCGCAUAGCAACCAUAAUCUAUCUUUUUACGAAACUCAAGUCUCAGGAUUUAUUACAAGUAUCUUUGGCCGAUUGGGACUGGAGCAAUAUCGAGCCCAGAAGAACCUUACAGUGGCAGAGUUGCUAUAAUGGCAAUUAUGACUGCGCAAGACUCGAUGUGCCGAUGGACUGGCUGAGUCCACCCGAGGAUGCGCAGGCACGAGUCUUUUUGGCCAUCAUACGCCUCAGAGCCGUUGAACUUGACGACUAUAAGGGUCCCUUAUUUUUUAAUCCAGGGGGUCCUGGAGGAUCCGGGGUUUAUGCACUUAAAGAUCGCGGCGCACUUCUGCAGGCUAUUGCUGGCAAGAACUAUGAUAUCAUAUCAUUUGAUCCAAGGGGCAUCGGCGCAUCUCUUCCGCGGGUUGACUGUUGGGGAUCUCAAGAGAAGAGUCGCAUAUGGGCAUUGCAAGAUGUUGGCGUGGUUGAUUCCCAUCCGGGAGUCAUAUAUGACGCAUUUGCACGAGCAACCGCCUUUUCCCAGGCUUGUGAGAGAAACAUGAACGGCUCGGAUCUUCUUUCGCACAUCAGUACUGCAUCGCAUGCGAGAGAUUUACUUGAGAUUCUCCACCAGACUGGGCAGGACAAGCUCAAAUACUGGGGCUUCAGCUAUGGGACGAUACUAGGCGGCGUAUUCGCCGCAAUGUAUCCUGAUAAGGUCGAGAGGCUCGUUAGCGAUGGUAAUGUAGAUUACCGGGAAUGGCAUGUAAACUCGCAUAUCAACUUUCUGCACGAUACUGAUAAAGUGAUGGAAGCUUUCUACAACUUCUGCUACGAAGCUGGCCCUUCUAGUUGUGACUUCUACGCGUCAAGCCCGACAGCCAUAGAGCGAAGGCUAGCUACCCUUCUUAAGCGGAUCAGGGAACAUCCCAUAAUUGUGCCAGCCUCUAAAUCGGGGCCUGAUAUGCCGCAGCUAAUCACUUGGUCCCACCUCAAGCGGUUGAUCUCCGCUUCUCUUUACCGGCCCAUCCUCAUGUUCAAAAAGUUCGCUAAAGUCUUGAGGGCCCUAGAAGAUGGUGACGGCGAGCCAUUCUACCAAUUAGUUAAGUCGGAGAACUCGGCGCCACCGAUAUGCUCGAUAGAAGCAAUACCAUCUAACGUACCAAGAUUAGAGGAAGGAAACGAUGACGCGUUUCCUGCGAUUCUUUGCGCAGAUUCGCCUCCUAUUUCCGACACGGUAUCAGAAUUUGUAGAGUUUGUCGAAAAGCUUAUACGUAUUAGCUCUGCUGCUGGCGAUGUCAAUGCUCUCUUUAGAUUGGCUUGUAUAGGCAGGGCUAUCAGACCACAUUGGAGAUUUGAAGGACCAUUCGAAGGCAACACAAGUCAUCCAAUCCUCUAUGUAGCCAACAUGGCCGAUAACAUAUCUCCGCUCAUCAGUGCAAGAAACAACUCGCAAGGUUUCCCAGGCUCUGUCGUCUUAGUCCAGAACUCCUACGGCCACACUAGCCUUUCUGCCGCUUCAACUUGCACCGCUAGUUAUAUCCAUGCCUACUUCCAGAACGGCACGCUUCCGAAACCGGAAACUACUUGCGAGCCUGAUUAUUACCCGUUUCAAGAUCCACAUCCUAAUCAUGCUGACGAAUUAUCAUUAGCUUCUCACAAGUUAUCCCAAGUCAGUUGGGGCUUUCAGCCCAGAUUAACCCCAUAGGUAUCACAAGUAUGAAUUGCGGCCCCUUUUAUAGCCUAGAGAAUGCAAUUGUAUUUAUUUUCAACUAUCCUUUGGUAUAUUUACCUCCUCGAUAACUCAAAUACCUAGCCAAUCGUGUAAUAUAAGUAGGAUGGACUGGCGUUUGCCUAUGUAGGGAAUUGGAAUAUUAUGGCUUCGCCCUUGUCGUUCUUCACUCGACAAGAUUGUUUUUAUCGCUAGUAACUCAUUAGCAACCAUGACUUAAUGUACCCCCCAGGUAUAUAGACUGAACCAUUAUGAUACUUACGGUAAUUCAUAGUUGGGCAUAAA
Messenger RNA from Daldinia decipiens, 2325 nucleotides. Its product is annotated as alpha/beta-hydrolase. Lineage: Eukaryota; Fungi; Ascomycota; Sordariomycetes; Xylariales; Hypoxylaceae. The transcript has 4 exons. The record is from RefSeq and is a predicted model, not a curated record. The coding region runs from base 166 to 2016 and encodes 616 amino acids.